Molecule: messenger RNA, 648 nt
Organism: Saccharomyces mikatae IFO 1815
Lineage: Eukaryota; Fungi; Ascomycota; Saccharomycetes; Saccharomycetales; Saccharomycetaceae
Product: putative haloacid dehalogenase-like hydrolase
Exons: 1
Coding region: 1-648 (215 amino acids)
Source: RefSeq, a predicted model, not a curated record
AUGACGAAAUUACAAGGACUGAAGAGAUUAAAGCAUAUUAAAGCAGUCAUAUUUGAUAUGGACGGUACAUUAUGUCUACCUCAGCCUUGGAUGUUUCCAGCGAUGAGAAACACCAUAGGAUUGAAUGAUAAAUCAAUUGAUAUCCUUCACUUCAUUGAUAGUUUGCCUACCGAAAAAGAAAGAAAGGCAGCGCAUGAUAAGAUAGAACUGGUCGAAACAAAAGCCAUGAAGGAGAUGCAACCGCAGCCUGGUUUGGUUGACCUAAUGAGGUAUUUGACCAAAAAAGGCAUUAGUAAAAAUAUAUGUACUCGAAAUAUCGGCGCUCCAGUCGAGAGUUUUGUUGCAAGGUUCAUUCCAUCUGAGUUAUCGGUUUUUGACUAUAUAGUAACGAGAGAAUUCAGACCUACGAAACCACACCCUGACCCAUUAUUGCACAUUGCUUCGAAUCUCAAUAUAACGCCAUUAGAAAUGAUUAUGGUGGGUGAUUCAUUUGAUGAUAUGAAAUCCGGUAGAUCUGCUGGGUGUUUGACUGUAUUGCUAAAGAAUCAUGCGAACAGUCAUUUACUUCUCGAACAUAAGGAACUAGUAGAUAUUUCGGUGGAAGACCUAUCAGAAAUCAUUGAAGUACUUGAAAGUCUCGGUAACUAA